AUGGGCGCAAUCUGCGUUGCCAUGGUGCGCGUCAGCUGCUAUCAAGGUAGUCAUAGGGCCGUUUUGAUGAGAAAACACCGAGUACGAGGUACCGGUACUUUGUCUAGAGCAGAUAGUGCGGGCGGAUUGCAUGUGCUCGGUCACGAAACAAGCGCUGAGGAAGCAACUGGUGCUUGCUUGGCACAGCCUUGGGAGAUAUCCAUGUCUUGCGCUUGUACUUGUACUUCCAAGAGAUGCAUGGGUGUGAAAACACAGACACUCUGGCUACCACCUAGCCUGAUAGACGCGGGCUAUUGGUGGAGACGUUUGCGCUGGCGCGUUGCCGUGGCGACGGCAUCCCAUCCCAUACUUGAGCUCCUGGGAACCAUUACUGCAGCUCAGCUGGCCCUUGAACUUGGAUCUGGAAUCCAUUCAUUCUUCACCAACUUCACCGUUUGUCACUGGAGCAAUUUUGCCUUUGGUAUCCGUACGCACAUGUUUGAUGAAAUGCGACAGCAAGCCGAGCCGAGCCUCUCAGCUGCUACAGGCACAACCUGCCCAAGCGCCUUUCCAAGCGACAAGCCCUUGAACGCUAUACCCAUGCAGACAUCGCACUAUAUGAACAUGAACAAUAUGAAGUAUGAAUCAGCUAAGUUACCAGGGCGCAUUGACAAUGUUUCUGCUGAUAAUUGGAUGCCUCACCCAAUGACAAAGCUAGAAGGAUCACAGAUGAUGCCCGUAGCUGGCAGCGGUUAUACUGCUCAGCCGCCGCAGCCUCGGCUCAAUCACAGCUACGGCGCGCAGAAUUCUCCUGCCGAUCGCCCUAAUCGCCAUCGUCGCACCGAGUCAGCGGCCAGCAUCGCGAGCGCGGCCAGCAUCGCCGAUAUCAAUAUCGAUGAGACGCGAACCGAGACAGGGGUCACUGUCGAAGAGAUUGCCCAGUUCAUCCAGGGACCCGAGACGACGGACGGCAAGUGGACUUGUCUGUUCGAGGACUGCGGGAAACAGUUUGGCCGCAAAGAGAACAUCAAGUCCCACGUCCAGACACAUCUCAACGACCGCCAGUACCAGUGCCCGGCCUGCAUGAAGUGCUUUGUUCGGCAGCACGAUCUCAAGAGACACGCCAAGAUUCACACCGGAAUCAAGCCGUACCCUUGCGACUGCGGCAACAAGUUUGCGCGACAUGAUGCUCUCACGAGACACCGUCAGCGAGGCAUGUGCGUCGGCGCCUUUGAUGGCAUUGUGAGGAAGAGCGUGAAGCGAGGACGACCUAAGAAGAACCGUCCGGAAUUGGACGCGCGACUUGAGAAAUCCGCAAAGACCAGGAAGAAAAACAUGUCCAUCAGCUCCAUCUCUUCGUUUUCGGGCUAUUCGGACAUCUCCAACGUUGGCUCUCCCGGAUAUGAACUCGAUGUGCUGGAUGAGGUGCUGGAUAUUGAAAUCGAACGUGAAGCUGAACCACCGCGCUCGGUCUCGUCGGCCCCGAUGCCCAGCCUACCCAAUCCACCAGUCAACAGCACCGUCGUCGCAUCUCCUUCAACUUCAGAAGCCAGUGUGCACUCAUAUGUAUCCCCGGAAGCAAUCAUGGAGAGGGCUUCACAUCCUUCUUCUCCCGGAAAGAGCACACCAGGCCACUACAACACGCCGCCCGGUCUCUCUCAGUCAUCGUCAUCGCCGCCCUCUCAUUUUUUCGAGCUGGAUCCCGCCACAUCAACAACAGCGGAUGAAGUCGUCAGCUUCCCUGCCGGCGGUAUGAUGAUGGGCUUGACAACCAUGGGCGCACCUUUGCCCCUGAGCAUCAGCGAACAGGAAGACGAUCUACUUCGCCAGUUCACAAACGACGACAGCUUCAUCCCGCUGGAUCGUGACCAGAGUCUGAUGAUGAUGCCCAAAUUCGACGAGUUCAACGGUGUAGCCGUCAGCAUGCUCAACGACAACGGCUACUACUUUUGA
Messenger RNA from Trichoderma harzianum CBS 226.95, 1932 nucleotides. RefSeq lists its product as hypothetical. The transcript is spliced from 2 exons. NCBI's taxonomy places the organism in Eukaryota, Fungi, Ascomycota, Sordariomycetes, Hypocreales, Hypocreaceae. Gene Ontology annotation, cellular component: nucleus. The coding region runs from base 1 to 1932 and encodes 643 amino acids. The record is from RefSeq and is a predicted model, not a curated record. Gene Ontology annotation, molecular function: DNA-binding transcription factor activity, RNA polymerase II-specific; RNA polymerase II cis-regulatory region sequence-specific DNA binding. Gene Ontology annotation, biological process: regulation of transcription by RNA polymerase II.